AGGCCGCUUCAUCUUUCAAGUUGCUGGGCACUUCCUCUCCUUUAAGCAUUUUCGAUACAUUGCAUUCUUUUUCUUCUUUUACGUUCUUUGUAUCAUCCAUUCUUUCACCACGAACGACAUUCGACAUUCCUUCGUGGCUCACAUAUAACAUACACAUUCUUUUCAAAGGUGGCCAGGUAUCACCGUUGCAUUUAUUUACAACCGUCCUAGCGACCAUCUCAAACCGCUCGUCGAAAGCAUCUCUCGAUUCUGCAUCCUACAAACCGUCUUCUCUUCCAACAUGAAGUUCUCUACUCUCGCGGGCGCUGCCGCCCUGACUGGCGCUGCCAUGGCUGCCAAGGACAGCCGAACCUUUGCUGUUCUGCGAUUCACCAACAAGGGCUUGGUCACCACUCGUGCUGAUCCCAUUGUCCAGCCCGGCGGUCCUUCUGGACACGUCCACAACGUCCUCGGAGGCAGCAACUUUGGCUUCUCCUCCACCGGCCAGGACCUGCUCAAGUCCAACUGCAGUACCGCUCUGGUCAAGGGUGACUUCUCCAACUACUGGUACCCGACUCUGUACUUCAAUGACCCCAAGACCGGUCUCCUGGAGUCUGUCGACGUCUACUACACCAACGUCUACUACUUCUUCGAGGCCACCAACGACGACAUCAAGGCCUUCCCCACGGGCCUGCAGAUGGUCUCUGGCAAUGCCAUGACCCGUGUCGCCCCGUCUGGCGGCGGUGGCUCUCAGCUGGACCCCUCCAAGGGCCCUGUCCAGCCGAUCCAGUUCACCUGCCCUCGAUCCUCCUACAACCCUCCCUCCUAUCCCGCCGGAUCUGACGGUUCCAAGGCUGGCAUGGUCGACCCCAACAACCAGGGCGCUGGAGCUGGUUUCCCCGACGUCAACUGCGACGGCCUGUACUCUCCUCUCCGUCUGGACAUUCACUUCCCCUCCUGCUACAACCCCGCCGCCGGCCUGACCAACUACAAGACCAACACUGCUUUCCCCACCGAUGCUGGAAAUGGCAAGGCCGACUGCCCUGCUGGCUGGAUUCACACUCCUCACAUCUUCUUCGAGGCCUACAUGGACACCCAGCCCUUUGCCAGCCGCUGGACCCCCAACCAGGGCACCCAGCCUUUCGUCUUCUCCAACGGUGACGUUACUGGCUACAGUGGCCACGCCGACUUCAUGGCUGCCUGGGAUGAGGAUGUCCUCCAGCACAUCAUCGACACUUGUGAUGCCGGUGACUCUGGUAUGGACCAGUGCCCUGACCUGCCCUACGGCCUGAACAGCGGCGAAUGCACCAUUCCUCCUCUGGUCAACGAGGUCAUCACCGGCAACCUCACUGCUCUGCCUGGUAACAACCCCCUCAGCGGCUUCACCUUUGGUAACGAGGCUCCCGCCAUGGGCUCUGGUUCUUCCACCUCCACCUCCACCAAUAAUGCUUCCUCUGGUUCCUCCUCUGGCUCUUCUGGCGCUACCGGUUCCAAGCCUGCAAGCUCUUCCAAGCCUGCUGCUGCUGCUACCAGCAACGUCUGCAGUGCCGCCAACGUCCACACCGUUACUGAGACCCUUACAGUCACUGCUGGCUCUGCCCCUACUGCCACUUCCGUUGCUACCAAGGGUAACUCUGCUGCCGUCGGUGGAUACACCUACGCCGGCUGCUACCAGGACAACAUUGGCCGUGUUCUGACCGGUGAUAUCCUGCCUAACCUUGGCCCCAUGACCAACGAGAAGUGCGUUGCCAACUGCGUCAAGAAGGGCUUCUCUGUUGCCGCUACCGAGUACGGUGGCCAGUGCUACUGUGGCAACGAGCUCGUCGGCUCUUCCAAGCUCGCCGAGUCUCAGUGCGCCACCGCUUGCGAGGGUGCCGCCAGCGAGGUUUGCGGUGGAAGCUGGGCCAUCAGCGUCUACAGCAAGACCGGCUCCGUCAGCCUGACCGCUGCCAAGUCUCGCCGCGCUGAGCAGCACGCCCACCGUCACCGCGCCCGCCGCGUCUAAGGUGUUUUUUGCGCUAUCUUGGCACAUUUAGGAUUCUAGGAUUUAUAUGAGCCGAGUGCUCUGGAGUAUUUUGAGCAUUGCAUAGGUGAAAUUUCCGUGGAUUUAUGGUAGCGGGAUCUUUGGGUAAAGGUACCGAGUCAGCAGCGGGAAUGAUAUCUGUUGAACUCGGGGUGAUUGUUGGAUACUUCGAUUCUCACGUGUGUAUUUUUGGUAACAUAUUUUACGUUUCUUGGUUUCCCUUGUAUCUGUCAGAUCAGUCAAGGGGCCUCCCGCGAGGGAAUUUUCAAGCAUUUAUCAAUCGAGGUCUAUGAAUGACUGGGUCUUAUAGAGUCUAAAUAAAAAGUUUAUGAGCGAGUUUAACAA
Messenger RNA from Trichoderma atroviride IMI 206040, 2347 nucleotides. Lineage: Eukaryota; Fungi; Ascomycota; Sordariomycetes; Hypocreales; Hypocreaceae. The record is from RefSeq and is a predicted model, not a curated record.